CAUGCUAUCUGCCUAGGCUACAGUCUCACAACGCCUAUCUCGAUCUCGAUUGCCCUGGGUCUUCGGACAACAUACAACCCCGGCAGCUUUACGGCAACUGCUGUCUCUGGAGGGCCCGACUCGAUUUCGGCCGGCAUCUUGAUUUACACGGGCCUAGUUGAAUUCCACGCCCGUGACUUCUUGUUCGACCCGAGGGUGACGAGAAACUUGACUUCGCUGGUCUUCAAGAUUGCAUGCUUAUUGCUUGGUGCUGGCAUCGUGGCGCUGCUUGGAAAUUGG
This is a messenger RNA of Lindgomyces ingoldianus, 279 nucleotides long. RefSeq lists its product as uncharacterized. The record is from RefSeq and is a predicted model, not a curated record. Lineage: Eukaryota; Fungi; Ascomycota; Dothideomycetes; Pleosporales; Lindgomycetaceae. Gene Ontology annotation, biological process: transmembrane transport; metal ion transport. The transcript has a single exon. Gene Ontology annotation, molecular function: metal ion transmembrane transporter activity. The annotation marks the transcript as partial. Gene Ontology annotation, cellular component: membrane.